Plasmodium cynomolgi strain B is the source of this 1014-nucleotide messenger RNA. RefSeq names its product Pv-fam-d protein. The annotation marks the transcript as partial. The transcript has a single exon. The record is from RefSeq and is a predicted model, not a curated record. NCBI's taxonomy places the organism in Eukaryota, Apicomplexa, Aconoidasida, Haemosporida, Plasmodiidae.
GCAUCUAACUUCUAUAAAAAACAUAAUGAAAAAAACAGCCAAAAUGGCACAUUAUUAGAUGUUAGAACAAGUAGAUUGCUCUUUGGAGGAGCUAACGUAGGAAAAGAAACAAAAGAUAAUUCUUUAAAAGGAAGAAUUAUUAACAUAUUAGAGAAAGAUGGUAAUGAAUUUUCUAGACACUUAAAUGCUUUAAUACAUGAUGAAAAUUUUCGAAACGAAUUAAAUUUUUUGACACAUGAUAGCAAUGUAAAAAGGACCCUUAAUGCAUUAAUGCGCGAUGAUACUUCUGAAAGUUUAUCUAGCAUUUCAAGUUUUGAAGAAAAUUUUAAAAGACCAUUAAAUGAAUUAAAACGAAAUGUCUCUGAAGACAGCAUAUUUGGUGAUUUAGGAGUGUAUAAUUCUGACGAAAGUAUCGACGAUAUAUCGAAUGACAGUCUCUUCAGCAGUGGACUUGAUAUAGUGAAAAAUGAAAAACACUUUACAAAAGCGGAUGCUAUAAGUGAACAAAAAGAACUCGAUAAGUUAAUACGAGAGCAAAAUGCCAAAAGAGUUACCGAAUCGGGCAUAUAUGGACUUUUAAAACAAAUUGAUAGAAAAGUCGAAUCAGAAAUGUUAAAUAUCAUGAAAAGUGAUUUUGGUUAUGGUUAUGAUAAUAAUAAAAAGUGUAGCACUAAAUGCAAAAGUGUAUAUAAAAAAUUCCUUAACGAUAUAAAACAAUAUAGAAUAUUUUUACCUUUUAUCAUUACUGGUGCAAUUGCUGUAGUACUAAUCCCACAUAUUUUAUUUGGUUGUAUUUUGGGUACUACUGCUACUUGUUCCGCGUCACUUUUUUAUUUAUAUAUUGUAUCAUUAUUCUCAUCUUUUUCUUUGGGCAUCUACUAUCAGAUUAAAUAUGAAAAAUGCAGUAAAAUUAUAAGGCGUUUUUUAAAAUAUAAGAAACGUCCUAGUUUAAAAAGAAAUCCCAUGAGCAUAUAUUGCUUUUAUAGAUCUCUAAAAUUUUAUGUCUUAAUAUGA